Molecule: messenger RNA, 1210 nt
Organism: Armigeres subalbatus
Lineage: Eukaryota; Metazoa; Arthropoda; Insecta; Diptera; Culicidae
Exons: 5
Coding region: 384-950 (188 amino acids)
Biological process (GO): male courtship behavior; sensory perception of taste; chemosensory behavior
Cellular component (GO): dendrite; membrane; axon
Source: RefSeq, a predicted model, not a curated record
CACUGUUGGAUCAAUUUCGUUUCGUUUUAACCGUAUUGGUAGAUGCCUAUUUCAUCCACCGAGGCAUGGUGCAGAAUCUUCCCUAUCUGCGCCUCACGGAAUCCGUUCUGCUCAACGUAGGAAACUAUCUGAGUUUGGUGAUGCUGUCGCUGUUGACGUUCACCUUGCCGCUGUGGAACCGUAUCAGAGCCAGCGCGGUAUUCGACAUCCUUUACAAUAUCAACGACUGUGAUCGGAAGCUACGAAUGCUAGGAAUCGCUAUCAACCAUCGGAAACAUUACAUAAUCAGUAUGUGAAUAUCAACCAACUUUGGAUUUUUCACUUGCUACAGCAAUUUGACGCUGCUGUCGAUCAAGGAACGGUUUGAUGGUCUACAGAGUGGCAUGAUAAAUUGUUUGACGUCAAUGAAAGCUCCACGGAGUGCAAUCAGUUCCAGUCUUAGGUGUGAAAUGGUAUCCCAAAUUGCUGGCAUCCAUCACCAGCUAAACGACACAAUUCUGCUGUUCAAUCGAUGCUUCUCCUUUCAAGUGCUGCACGCGAUCACAAUGACAUCCUUUUUCACGCUUUUCGUCGUUUUUGGAUUUAUUCACGCCUAUACGUCCGAGGUGAACGACGUUACGGUGCAGGUCGCGUGGAACAACUUACUGUACGAUGUGUUCUACGUGGUGAUGUUCAUACAGCUCAUGGUAUCGACUUGCUUUGUCAGCGGAAAUUGUAAGAAAAUUUCGAUCGCCUUACAGAAGACAAUUUCGUACGGUUGUUACGAUAAACGAGUUUUUAGAGAGUUGGGAAGAUUUUCUCGCCAAUUGGAGCAUCAUACGUCGAAAAUCAGCUGUGGUUUAUGCGACUUCGAUUGGACGCUCUUAUAUUCGAUAGCCGGUACGUUCACGAUGUAUUUGGUCAUCCUAUUACAGUUUGAUAUAGGAAAUUUAGAUUUUCAUCGGCAGUAAUUUGUCUGGAUAUCUAAUGGAGUAUUUGAAAUGUAAAUUUUGAUAUACAAUAGUAGUUUCAGCAUAUUUUCAAUGCUGGUUAGAUUUAGAAAAUUCCAAUAGGGUUACUGUACUGGUUGGAUGCUAAUUUGGCCAAUUUUGCAAAUAGCUCUGAAACUCAAGCCAUUUUUAUUAGAUUUUUAUUUGGCCCAUCCCUUUGGCUUCUGUGCUAUUGAAACUGAUCGAUUACUUUGAAUACUAACAUAUUUUACAGAGUUGGC